Molecule: messenger RNA, 13134 nt
Organism: Cloeon dipterum
Lineage: Eukaryota; Metazoa; Arthropoda; Insecta; Ephemeroptera; Baetidae
Gene: Hsepi
Product: D-glucuronyl C5-epimerase
Exons: 3
Coding region: 81-1697 (538 amino acids)
Biological process (GO): heparan sulfate proteoglycan biosynthetic process
Cellular component (GO): Golgi apparatus
Molecular function (GO): heparosan-N-sulfate-glucuronate 5-epimerase activity
Source: RefSeq, a predicted model, not a curated record
UGUGGGGCACUUAUACAUACUGUGGUCUCAUCGAUCCAGACGAGAGGAAUAGUGGACCAACACCCGCAGGGAUGUGACCGAUGGCCAGGGCCACCCUGAAGCUGCUGCUGACCGUGGUGGUGGUGUGUUUAGUGCUGCUGGCCAGUUUCUGGUCCCAAUGCGGUCCAACUCCGCUAGCCAGGGCCCCGCAGCCCCUGCAGGUGGAGUACCGCGACACCGAGUGCCGGAUAAACGGCGAAUACAGUGUGCCCUGUUUGCGACAAGAUGAACAGGUGUGGCUACCUUUCUCAUUCGUGCACAAGUACUUCGAGAUCUUUGGCGAGUUCACCCAGCAGACGCCCGGGGGAAGCGAGCGCUUCGACUUGUGGCACUCGACAUCCAAGGUUUACAAGCCCAAGACUAACUAUGACCCCAGGGGCGUCUUUCUCUUCUUUGACAACUACAACGUGGAGGUUCGAGAUAGGGUCAUGUGCGUCUCUGCAGACGAAGGAGUUCCUAUUUCUACCCAAUGGGACUCUUCAGGAUAUUACUACCCUACUCAAGUGGCUCAGUUUGGAUUGGCCCACUACAGCAAAAAUCUCACUCAGCCUAAAGUUACGAGGAAGGUCCUCGAAGACGGGGGAGACACCAGCAAGACGACUUGGUUAGUGUCUGACUCGUCAUUCGCAAAACGAGAGAAGUAUGGAUCAUCCAAAGUAUUAAUUUUUGCCGGUCGCGUACACGCUCCAGUCUCCUCUGAUAUGGCUUACCUGGACGUGAACAUUACCUUGGCCAGCAACAGUUCUCUAUGGGUGGCUAUCGAGCAGAAGCACCAGCCAACAAGACGUAUGCACUACGUUUGCGGCGAGACGCGGCCUAUUUGGACCGACGGCCGCGACUGCUUUUACGGCAUGGGCCACUGCGGCCAGUGGAACAGACUUAGCCGUGACUUGGCCUUGGACUUACAAAAAGCGAUCCGUGUCUCGAAGCGGCCGCGAAAUCUGCGCGUGGUGGCCAUCGGCCUCGAGGGCUCCGGUCGGCUAGACGACCUCUCGCUAUCCAAUGGCUCAGACCACGAUGCCCUCUUCUGGGCAGCUGCGCGCUGGUUUGUCCGACACCAGUCCUCUGACGGGGGCUGGCCCAUUCCAGCCCGGCGCCGCCUGGUUGCCGGCAUGAGUAUCCUAGCCCCUGGCUGGCUCUCGGCCAUGGCCCAGGGCCACGCGGCUUCCUUACUGGCGCGAGCCUACCACCGCUCCGGCGAUCCGCAGUACUUAGAAGCAGCAGAAAAAGGCCUGGCUCCGUUCCGGUUACCCUCGACCAAGGGCGGUGUGCGCGCCUCUUUGUGGGGCCACACGUGGUUUGAGGAGUACCCCACGACGCCGCCGUCGCUUGUGCUCAAUGGAUUCAUUUACGCCCUGCUGGGUCUGCACGACCUGCGCAUGAUUGGGAACUCCAAGAAUGCCAGCAUCCUCUACUCUGAGGGAAUUGAGUCCCUGCGCGCCCUGCUACCCGUUUAUGACACUGGCAGCGCCUCCGUUUAUGAUCUGCGCCACGUGACGCUGGGCAGUGCGCCUAACGUGGCCCGCUGGGACUAUCACGCCACCCACGUGAACCAACUGCUGAUGCUGGCCACGAUAGAGCCCCAGGUGGAGCUGUUCAAGCGAACGGCCAUGCGCUGGGCCGACUACAUGCUCGGCCACCGCGCAGCACACAAUUGAUUAAUAUUUAAUUUAUUCGCUGUUGUUCGACAACUCGGAGCGUUGUACAUUUUGCUUUUGGAGCUGUGAAUGACAGCAUGUGCUCUCUGACCUAGACCCUGAUAAAUGCAAACUUAAAGCUGCUAUUCAAAUUCGAAAGUGAUUUUGUGUGGUCUGAGUUACUAGAGCAACUGCUGUGGUGAGCGGUCUCCAACGUACUACUAUUAGUGCUUGCUCAACUAGCGACGCAUAGGAGCUUACCAGCACUCGACAAUAUCAUGUGAUAACUCUUGCCGCAUUCCUGACUAACUUGUUAAAUUAAUCGAUUGUAUUAGCGUAUUUAGAAAAAGGGAACUAAAUGCACCGUUCUAUGAUAAAAUUCUGGUCGGCACAAGGCCACUUCGUGGAAGUAGAAAUCCAUUUCUUUUUUCAAUGGUGUAGACAAGGUAUUAAGGAAAAUCUGCGAGAUGUUGAUCUUUUAAAGAAACUGCUCUAUUAGAGAAUAUAUUUAGAAAAAAAACUGAGAUAUUAAAAUUGUACAAAAUAAAAGUCCCUGCCUUUGUAGGAAAUCAAAAUACCAUUGUUUAUUGCAAGAAUAUCAAUAUAUUAAUUUAUUGAACUAUCACAUAAUCGUUUUUUAGGUCUAACCUAAGGAAAAGAGAGGUGAGGAGCCGACAAGGCGAUUUUUAUGGCAGAGAAUCAAAUAUUAUGUCCCAUUGUCGUAUCGUGGUCUCUGCAAUCCUUAGUUGAACCUUCCUAUCCUUGAGAUUGAAACAUGCUAAAGCUUGUGCGAUAGUGAACCUUCAUCACCUUCUUAAUUAUACAUUAUUUGAGAUGAUUUGCAAAAACAACGUUACAUUAAGUUCAUUCUAACGCAAUAUGAUAUCCGGGAUAAAGUUAUAAAUAUCAAACUGGAUAUCCCGGAAAAAACUUGAUUGGAAUUUUUGUAGAAAUCAGCGCCUGGUUCACUCUCAAGGGUCAAUCAAAAAGGUUUGGACAACAAUUAAUCUCACAGCCGGCCUUACAUAGCCUUGUUAACAAGCGGCUCCCGCACAGCAGUUUGUACAAUGGCUCGCAGUCCGUGCGCAGACUUGCGGAUCUCCUCUUCCUCAUCCUCGAAACUCAUUUGCGCAUGAAUGCACUGAGUGGGCGACCGCCCUAACCUCGGUGAUCUUGCAAGUCGCGGUGACCUCUUGUUCAUUUGCUUCUCCACCCACUUGAGCAUGAUGAGAACUGCGUCUGGAUCGGCUAACCUGUAUCACAAUUCAGUGAAUUAAUCCAAAUUCAGCUCAUUCAGUUUUUAUGUUUAAUAAAUAGGAUUGAACUGUCAACUUUUCCAAAUUUUGUUCAAUAUAAUAAACGAAUUGAAGGAAGCUACUAUUCAAGUAUUUCAGGCUGGGGUAGUCUUCUGGGCUGAAGAGUUCUCGAUUAAUUUGAUUUUACUGUCUUGAAUAAUUCCAACUGAAUGACUAACUGCUUGACAUCUAUGAAAUAUUUAACUGGCUUUGCUUAUUUUGAAAGCCUGCUUUUCGAAUGUUUAGGAAACAAAGGGGAUUUAUAUUUUUGAGAAUAUUCUACUGAUGUGAUGAGACCUAGAUGAAAUUAAACAACAAUUAGUGGUGGGCAUUACCUAAAGUUUGCUGCGGUGCGAACAGCUGGACUUGAGUCUACCCUGAAUGUGCAAGCAAUACCCUGCAGGGCUUGCAUCGCGUCUUCAUUACCCGCGUAGAUGACGCGCACCCUCUCCGUCCAGUCGACGCCGUACAUGGUGCGCAAGAUGUAGAUGGAAGCUCGGCCCUGAUCCCAUUUCACUGGUGGCUUCGCCUCUAUCGCCAUGUGUGCCGCGUGAGGCUCGAAUCCAGCCUGUUUGAAAAUCUGUCCUGCUCGCUUGACGAUGGCCUCCCUGGCGGUGACCGGCGUCUCCCGAUAGUGAAACGUAAGCAGGACGCCCUUGUUCUCAACCCACGCUCCGUCACGACAAACCUGUGAGUUGAGAGUCAAAGGUUAAAUCGUUAAUUAGUUUUUCUAUAGUAGGUAGAAUGACAUAUGAAACCAGUUGAUCACGCGUGUUGCGGGGGUUGCAUACAUUUUAUAAUUGCAGGCGUUUGUAAAUAAUCUGAAUCCAUGAAACAAAUUUAUCAAGCGUUAUUUAUAUUUUAUGUCUACUACUGGGGAAAUUUCCUUAUAUUUUGGGGAUUUAAGUGAAAGCGGGAAUUUUGCACACCUCAUCCUGCAGGGCUCUCAACAACUCGCGCAACUUCUCUUCGUACUCCAGUGGCACUGGAUGGACGAAUUUAGUUCCGUCAGGGUGCAAGAUCUCCAGACCGUGGCUACCCGCGUAUGUGAUGCCUUCAAUGCCGACCAUUCUGCUCAAGUUACCCAGCGACCUGCCGGAGAUGACCACCACGUUGACGUCGGACAGAUUGGCCAGUCGCUCAAGCACCCUUCUUGUCUCAGUUGGCAUGAUGGCGAGAUCAGGGUGGGAGGCAAGGUGCGCCAAAGUACCGUCGUAGUCGAGGAUCAGACUGAGCUUGCAGGCGGCGUCCAGGUCCAGAUACUGCCCGAAGUCGUCCAGAGUGAGCCGCGCCAGGUUGCCGACGAGCGAUGUCUCGUCGUUCACACCGUCCAUGGCGUCCAGGAAGGAUUCGAGCCAGCGCGACACGUCGUUCUUUCUUUCGCGUCUGCGCAGCUGCGUCAUCCUGAGCUCGCGUUCGUCCAGCGGCAUGCUCAGAGCCCUGUGGAUGGUUUCGGCCACCUGGUCCAGCUCGUAAGGGUUGACGACCAGGGCCUCGUGCAUGGAGCCCCCUGCCCCCGCGAAUGGUGAAAGAAUGAGCACGCCCGGCUCCCUGAUCUGACACGCGACGUAUUCCUUUGCUACGAGAUUCAUUCCAUCGCGUAACGGCGUCACUAGUGCCACUGCAGAGUCGCGGUAGAACGCGGCGAGCUGGUUCUGCGACACGCAGCCGUAGAUAUAGCGGAUGGGAGACCAGUUGGCAUGCGAGAAUCGGCCGUUGACACGCCCGAUCAGUUGGUCCAUUUCCUCCUUCAGCUGGCGGUACUCGCGGACGUCUGUGCGCGACGGAACGGAAAUUUGCAGCAGUGUCACUUUUUCGAUGUGCUCGGGGUGCUUCUCUAGAAGCAGCUCGAAAGCGAGGAUGCGGUUGACAAGGCCUUUGGUGUAGUCAAGGCGGUCCACGCCGAGAAUAGUUUUCUCCUCUGUCGUCUUCAGCACCUGGAGCACAGCAUGAAAAUUUUGAAAUCUAAAAAAUUAACCACUCUUCGAUCUAUAAAUAGGAUUUCCUCAAUUACGCAGUCAAUGCCUAUUUUUGUUUUUUAAGUUGCCUUUGUAAUAUUUGCAUUCUCUUAUCCCACUGGCAAAAACAGAAUGCACAACAAGAGAUCAAAUGAUUAGAUAAUACUACACAGUUUACGACACACUAUUUGCACGUUUGAGUUCAAGGAUACUUGUAGCUCAUCCACUUGAAGCUAUCACAAAGGAAGACCUUUGCUUGAAAAAGAUUUAUUAUUUUGCAACGCCAUAGUGUUAGAAACAUGCCGUGAUAAUUGCUUUUGCAGUUUAAUCUCGUUAAUUUAGACAUGAUUUUAGCCACUUGAGUUCGAAGAAAUAGGCCAGAUCAUAAUAAUCAUUGUAAACUGAAUGGUCUUGGCAAGAGAUAAAAUGUGUUGAGUGGCGAUUCAAUUAUGAUCUCAGACUCAAAGAACAACGCUAUGAAAAAAAGUAAAUGUACUACUUCAAGUGGUAUUUCUUCGUAAUAAUGCGUCUCUUUUUUGUUCCUUAAAAAUCUCGUGUUGAUUACUGUUAUAUAUCCCAAGUAUUCACGCAGAUAUUUCAUGAAUGUGUGCACGCAGAGAGUGCGGAGUGUGAAAUAAAUUUAGUCAAUCUAACAAUACAAUUACUAUUUUUUUAAAAAAAAACAAUCUGUAUUUACUUGGCUGCAGCCGUUUGGUGGCAGAGAAAUCGAAUCUCUGCCACCACCCUUCAAAUCUCCAUAGUGUCUAUGCCUUCUGCUAAAUUUGGGAUCUGUUUGUUUGCAUCUUUUCAAGAGAAAGAAGUUGGACGCCUCACCUUUGGAGCAUUUUCGGCAAGUUCAACAAAUCGUUCGAAAGGAAUGCCGAUGGGCAGGGCUUUUACGUGGACAGUGCGUCCGGCCAACUCGACCAUCAUUUGGUUCCGGUCGACUCUGCAGCCAAGUCGACGGCAACAGCAAUCAAUGAAGUUCAGGCAGUAGUCCUCAAUGUGAAAGCCAACCACGUCACAAGCUGUGCAAAAGAAGUAAAACUUCAGUGGAUAUUUGUGAUUUUAUGUAGUAGCAAACACACGUACCUAACAUCCCUUGCAGAAUCUGGUCGUCCCAAGGAAAGAGUCGCAUGAUGUCCCACGAGGGAAAAGGAAUGUGUAAGAAAAAUCCGAGCCUGAAGCGGAGGCCUUCCUCUUCGGCCGCCUUCCUGAUCGACGCCGCGGCCACCAGGAGUUGGUAAUCGUGCACCCAAACGAUGGGGGCCACGUUCACACGGCCCUCCGCGUCCAGUUUAGCCACGGUCGCACGCAGGGCAGCCAGGGUGUUUUGGGCGAACUCUUCGUUGACCUCACAGUAUGCCUGGAAUCGCAGCAGAUUCGUCAUUUACGUCAGAGUAAACAUCAAACGGUAUAAGUGGCUAUUUUUUAUUUAAUGUGCGUUUAACUCGACUUUGAUUUUCCCAGAAAUUAGGCGUGUUGAUCGCCGUAGAGAUUGGAAAUAAUCGGCCACGUCCCGUGCCACUUUUAUCAUAUCUUAUUUAAUUUCAUUUGCGAUAUAGAUAGUGUAUAUUUUAUCAAAUCUGAACUUUUCCCAAAAGAAAAUUGUGUUUUCGUGUCCUUGCUUUCGCGAUUCGUUCUCUCGAAGGCCGAGGUCAUUGCUAUAGAGAAUAUAAUCACGUCUGAGAAGGGUUGCAAAUUUGACAGCCAUAAUCGCGUUAUCAAGAGAAAACAAAGUAAACAAUUUUGACAGACCAAUGUGAAAAAUAAUGUAGCGUGUGUGAAUUUUAUUCUGUUGCCGACUAAGCCCCACUCUUAUGUGCUAAAAUGACACAGCAACUUACAUUCCAUGUGUCGGCUUUGAACACGGCCCUAUCAGGCAUGGAGUGGAAUAAAGGCCAAAAGGUUCCAUUGCAGCAUCCGUUAUAGUAUGCGUCAAACUUGUCCUUGGCCACGUUGACAGCAACGACCUUAAUUUGCAAAUUAAUUGAAAGUUCGCGAAAACGAAUAAAAGCCAAACCUGACUAGACUUGAGGCCUGCGGUUGGUGCCUGAUCACUUGCGUCCGAUUCAGGUAUUGCCUCUCCAGGGCGCAUUUCGUACGUCCCUGGCCAUCCGACCCAGGUUCCUUUGCACUCGAUCACAACAGGGGCAACGGCGGUCACCAGACCUCCGGCGCUAAAUAAAGUAUUGACUUUGAAAAUCUAACUUUUUUAAAUGUCUCGCUAAAAUCCACCCAAAUUAAUUAACUCUGCGGGAUGGUAUGAUCAACAUUUAUGCAGGACAAAUAGCCGAGUGUAAGUUUCCAGGGCCAAAUCAACUAAAAGUAAAUUAGCCUGACAAACAAGCACGGCUCUAAUUAUUACCCAGUGUGCAAACAAACACUUGACACUCGAAUUGGAUCACCUGAUGCUAUCUCGGACAAUGUUAUCACUAAAAGUGAGAGCAAACGAGCAAAGCACUUGGUAGCUAGUUACUCACUGACACUUGUUUUUUUCCAAGUUAAGUGGGGUAAUUGCGUGUCGGCAGAGAAAUUGCAAAUUAUUUACUUUGAAGAACAACAGCUUUCCAUGUUGGCAAUAUUGGUCAGAAUUAAUUCUCACCUCUGCCUGCGUUCGAGCCGACCGUCGAGCCCGCGGGCCAGGAUGAAGGGCAGUCUGUUGGAGACGACCACCAGUGGUGCCUGGGAUACUCGGCCAGGCACCAUCUCUCGCUUUAUUUGGGGCGUAAUUCUGUAAAAAUGCAACGACAGUAGGUGUUACAUAUUAGUUUUACAUUCUUAUCACGAUGGAAUUUUGCAAAUGUUUGUGUUUUUCUCGGAUGGUUAUAUUUUAUGAUGUUUGUUGGUGCGGCGCAGUUGGACUACGUGAUUAAACUAGCGUCCCUUCUGUUUAGAUAUACGGCUUAUCUAGAUGCGACAAUAGUUUGUUUGUUAACAGUUUGGUUUUGGGAAGAAAUGAUCAUAUGUCUUGCUUUGGCGGUUAGUUCUUUUUUGCAACCAUUACAUAAGCAAGAUUUUUAUUCCGCUUUUGUAAAAUGUGUUUUUUACUACAAUGCCAAAAUAAACAGAAGAAACAUUACAGUAAUUACAAAAAGGCGCUAAUGGCAUGAAAAACAGUGCGAAAUGACAUACUUAUGUAAGAUAACUGUCAUUAAUUAUCCAAGUAGAUAACAAGAAGGUUUGUUAUUCAUAGGAAAAAAGAGUUAGUCAAUGAAAGAAACUCCGUUGCAAUUAGCAACCAGACGUAAUAAAUGCACAUUCAUUUUUACUUAAUCCGUUCGACAGAGAAGGAAUCGUUCUUUAAAACAUAUUUUAACUAAUGCAGCCAAGAAAUUCCUCGCUCAAUUGAUAAGACCGUGGCUAUUAAUAAAUUAAUAUAUGGGGACAGUUGAUGCAUUACUUUUGUAUCCCUGAUAACGUGGAACAUGUUGCCGACACGCGGCCGAGGCAUGAUCUCUUAAUGAAACGGAAUUACACACGGAAAGUGAGUCAUUUCUUUGAGAAAUUACACGCAAGCAGCGCGGCGAUAACAAUGAGCGCUUCACUCGCGGGGCGCGCGCAAAUUAUGUAAACGGUAUAUCAACGGAAAGAAGUCGUGGGUGAGGGAAUCACGUGAAAAACACGUGGGGUUGCGCCACACACGAUCCCGCUGACCCGGUGGGCUCUACUCGCGCCCAUUAUUAAUAGAUGGAUGUUGUUGUCCAGACGCGAUCUUCAACGAACUGAUAACCGAGGUCCAAAAGUAGCUUGGCGAAAUUGAUUGCUCUAUCAGAAUGCAAUAAAAUUUAUUGGGAAUAUAUUAAGAUUUGCUGCAGUUCUAAAAAUGGCCUCCGCAAAUAAUGAAAAAAAUUUCACGUUAUUUCAUGUUAGUUCUGGGGUUUCAUUCGAUUUUGGCCGCGUCACGGCAACAACACAAUAAAAAUACUAAACUCGUUUAACGUGCCGCGCACACGGUGCACACUGACAGUUGCAAAAGUUGUUGACAAGCACCAAGAUUCGCAAUCUGCGCUGCUACUGCUGCCUCUGGCCUCGUUUGCUCCGUGUUUAUCUCUGGGUGAUAAUGACGAGCGCAAUUAUAGCCCACGCUCUGAUUGUGACCGUAAAAAUACACGCCAAACCUUCUGGACAGUGUGCGCUUCAGGGGGAUUCUGAUUGUUAUUUGUGUGUAUUUUCUUCCUGAUAAGAAUGUACCUUUCAACUUUUUAUAUAUUUUUCAUAGUUUCAUUAUCUGUGUUGUUCUGGAAAGCGAGCAUAAUCUUUCGGUAAAUAAGAUUGAUCGGACAUUCGAACGCGCACACCUCUACUGACAAUGAGCUUUGAAACCUGGCUCUAAUAGGUUAUCGACCUUCAAAUUUUGCGCCUCUUCGAAAUGCUGAAACCACGUGUGGCAUUUUACUUGCAUUUUCAUUUAGAACUCGGUUAGCUUGAUGUUGUAUAAUGUGACUCUAUGGCGUUAAAAUAAAAAUAAUCUAAUAAUCGUGGAAUCAUUAAUAGGCCAACGUAAAUGCUUUUUGCGCUCUGACUUGACCUCGGAGAACGUAUUUUGUGAACUUUGUGAUUUGAACGGUCAAGAAUUAGCGUCCACGUGAGGUCAAACGACCAACAAGCCGGCAAAUGGACCAUCUCAACACAUCAAAAUAUACGUCACGCGCCAAGUUUCAAUGUUAUCAAAUUAAUAGUGAUUUGUUUCUAAUGAUGUAGGUUAAGUGCGACUGAAAUGUUAUACUACGCAGUGAUACUAGUUGGAAGAAGGAGUUUUUUAUUUAAAUAAAAGUAUGUUAUGUAAAUAAAUCUGUGUUCGUAAAAACGGCACAUUGAAAAGAAAACAAUAUAUAGUCAACUUAAUGAGCGCAAGAGACAAUCAUUUCAUAACACUUUUGAUACACAAAUACAUAAUGAACAAAAUCUGUGCCACCACCUACGAACGCUUUUUUACAAUGUGGUGGUUUCAAUGAUUGUUUUUUUUUUUUAAAUAUUUUUGAUAAAGGUGAGAAUGAUAAAACAGUAAUAAUAAAUUCGUUGACUACCUUGCUGGACUCGCCACUUUUGCUUUACGGACAUUUUCACGAGAUUCCCUUAGCCAUGCGAUAAAGUCCAUGAAUUUCGAAACAAAAAUAACUGGUGGAAACCUAAACUAAUAAUUCGGUAGAUAUGAGAAUUCCAUGUUAUCAACUAAGUAGUCAAGAGACACACCUUGAAAAAAAAAUAUUUUGUAUAUUUUUUUGGAAAAAUGUGCAGGUCGUAAUAAAUAAAAACAUGUGAAAAAUAAACUAUUACGCCGCUUACCUGAAAGCUUUUUAAUCCAGUGGCAAGUGCAAAAUACAGCGUUGAUUGAGACUGGAGAGGUCCAGCGACUAGCCGAUGGCUUUUAUAUCAUUUGCUCCUCCCAAGCGUGGUGUCAAGUAAAAUCGUCUCUCCCACCUCCCUUAUCACUGUGUGCUGCGUAUCUUAUGCCUCUUGUUUUUUUCUUCGGAAUAGCAAGCUGCACUUACAAUUAAUGACGGAGGUGGCUAAAUGUACCGACUAAAUCAAUCGUUUCGUUUUCCGCAUUUCUCCUGUAUACAGGGUGCACGAAGAUUCCUGAACACUUUCGCGGAAUCCGCAGUGAUAGCGCGGGUCACCGGGAUUGAGACAAACGGCCUGCUGAUUAGCGGCCAAGGCCUCUGCGCAGUGGCCUCGCAGACGACCCCCUGAGGCUGGGACCUGCUCUUAUGGCUUCGCCAUCAGCUGCCCCACAUUUGGCCGCCCUCGCCCAAGGCAUUGAACUUUACAACUUUGUGCGAGAUCGGUCAAACGUGCUUUGAAUAUUGAUCCGCGACCGCGAGCUCAAUAUUCUGUCCCGGAAAAUUCGCUCAUCUUAAUUAAUCGGUCAUGCAUCCUCAACUGGUAGGCAAUUGAAUUUUUUUAUCGCUUGCGCUUGCACACACAAGCAGCAAAACAAUGACUUUUGCACAUUUCUGCUGGCUUUUGCAAGACUUCUCUCUGUAAUUUCCGCCAGAAAGUGAAAAAUAUCCGACGUAAGCUAGAUAAAAAAAAUGCCAUAAUUGCAAAUACAUGAAGAAUCGAUGUUUGCAUAACUGGGAAGUAGGAAAGAGUGUGAGUUCACAUUAAAUCGUAUUUUUAUUCAAAUGCAAACGCAACAAAUAAAACGCAAUUUUUCCGGUCUAAACUGACAUUUUUAAUUCAAUUCUGCACGAAAUUUUCGCAAUAUCGUCUCAACCGGUUUGCGAGGAAACUGGCGAAAACUGCGACGGAACAAAAUAGCCAGGUACAUGCGUCUGCGAGCAUAAGCGUGAGACUUCUUAUACAGGGCAUUGAGCAAUUAACGGAAACUUUCCGUCGUAGUGGUCACAAAGUGAAAAACAAAAAGCUGCUGACAAAGGUGUUGACGGGAGGUCUUAACAAAAUAGCUGCCCGCCACGAUGUUGGCUCCUGUUUGCUCUCGUCCGCUGGUCGAAAGCGAAGAAGCGGUUGUCUUUUUCCGAGCAUCAGGUGUCAUCGCGCCAAGCCAGAUUUUGCACUCUACAUAUGUGUAAACGUAAACGCGUUCUUGCCGAGUAAAUGCACUGCAGAGUACAAAGACCGUUUGCGACGUCACUCUCCUAACACCUGCUCGCCACGUGCACUCGCUUUUCGUAACCAACAAUUUGGAUUGCAUUAUUGAUGAUUCAGUACGCUGCACUCUCGAUAAACUCACUUAAAUCGACGGGAAGCUUUAUGGAAAAGUUCCAAAAAAGCGUUGUUUCUCAAUUUUAAAAGCUGAACCUUUUUAUCCAUUAAAAAGCGUUUCAUUCCUAAAUUUUUUAUAUUUAUAUGUUUAAAGUGCAUUAAAAAUAAAGUGUUUGAGACUAUCAUGUUUUAUUAAAAACUAGUGGUAUUGUGAAGGUUUCAUUUUGAGUACCAUCAUAAGGGUUUCGCAAUUAUUAAUUAAUGUAUAUAUAUUAUUGCAAAAUAGUGAUUUGCUGGUAAGGAGGAUUUUUGUGCUUAUGUGUUUUUAAAAAUCAUUCUAACAUUUCCCCAUAUAGAUAUUUUCAUUAAAAAUGUAAAAGUCGUUAAGAACAUUAUAUAAACUUUUGGCGUAGACUUUGGCACCUGCGGAAAGUGUGUAUUCAGUUGUACUUACUUGUAACGUGUACCAGUCAGAAUAUCAGUAUUCGAUUUUACAGAAUUCAUUUGAAUCAAACCCGAUUUAUUGAAUAUCUUACCUCUAAAACAUUUUUGCUCGUAAAGACUUCCGAAAUCGCCAAAUCAGUAUAGCAAUCACUACGAGUGGAUUUCUUGGCAAUAUUAUGUAAGAGCCUUCUUUUCAGUCUCAACUAUCUCUUGUCUCGAGUAAUCGCGAACUACGUUAAAAAAUUUUUCUAAAAGUAUAAAUGCUUGGUGCUGAUUGCAAUCGGUGUUAGGGCUGGUUUUUCCAUUAAUUAUGUAACAAUAGUUAAUCAUUUAUUGCCAUAGGGUAUAGCUUAAGAACUGUUACUUGUUGCUAAAAUAUUUAAAACUAGUAAAAAAUGUUUUUUUAGUCUUCUUUAUUUUGUGUGAACAAUAAUUAGUACAACCCAUGUUUAUUUACAGUUAGAUUUUCGUUAACCUAAAUAUUCUGGGUGUUAGUUACGCGCGUGUGUUAUACAAAGUUGAACGAAACGAUUGUGGCUCAAUGGUAGUGACGGAAAGUGGCCGGCAUGCGCACUGCCAGCUCUGUCACGGCUUCUCCCUGGCGCGAAGAGAUGUGUGCGAACAGCGAUCAUAAUGCUUCUUGUCACAAAACACUGGUAACGGGUAACAGCCAAUUCUGGCCACUGGCCGCGGAUUCGCUUGCUAUUUCCAUCCUCGCGGUCGCGCGAUUUUUUGGCACUCUGCCUGGGCCGGAGCUUAUGCAAUGCGCGCGCGGCGAUGAGAUAAUUUUACUUGAAAACGAGAGCGACCAUAGAAAGCAGUGUAGCCUUUUGGCGGGAAAAUGCGAUACGGUCGGUGCCAAAAAUAGGCCGGUCACGUGCGUGUCCACGCGCCUGGUCAAUUAAGGUGAUAUGCGGUGGCGUCGGCGGGAAUGAGAUGAUAUAUUAUAGCUCAUUUAUAAAACAAAUAUAAAUCAAGGCCCUUUAUUGUGUCCAGAUACAUUUCUCUCAAUAUGAGCAUUUGAUAACAAGAAUGGCUGCUUGAGUAUGCGCGGCGAAAUGAAAAAUAAAUAAAUAAUAAUAAUAAUAA